UUUUUUUUAUAUACCCCACAAUACGUGAGAUAGUCCGAGAAUAAAAUUUUUUUAAAUGUCCAUCCAUAAAUUAAUUUCUUGAUCACUAUGAUGAAAGAGAUUCAUUUGAUGGUGAUUGUAAUUGAAUAUUAUUUAUUUUAUCUUGUGAUCGGUUUUGUAAGGUUUGUGAUAAAGAUGAUGGUGAUUGGGUAUCUAUUUUAUCUUGGGACUCAUUUUGUGGGGAUAUUUUAUCUUGAGACCGAUUUUGUGAGAGAGACGAAGACUGAAUCUUAUAUAUUUUAUCUUGGGACCUAUUUUGUGAUUUAAUAAUGUCUAUUUUAUCCUGAGAUCGAUUUGAAGAAUUUUGUGAAUUUUGUGAAAGAGAUGAUGACUGAGAUUGAAACUUAUCUAUUUUAUCUUGAGACCCAUUUUGUGAGAGAAAUGAUGAUAGUUGUGAUUUAAUAUUGACUAUUUUAUCCUGAGAACGUUUUGAAAGAGAUGAUGAUGAUGAUUGGGAUCGAAUCUUAUUUAUUUUAU
Rhizophagus irregularis DAOM 181602=DAOM 197198 is the source of this 516-nucleotide messenger RNA. NCBI's taxonomy places the organism in Eukaryota, Fungi, Glomeromycota, Glomeromycetes, Glomerales, Glomeraceae. The record is from RefSeq and is a predicted model, not a curated record.